UUAUUACAUUGGAUCCUACACUUUUCCCUCUCCUCUCUAUUACCAUAUUUCUAUAUGAUUGUUUCUUAAAUGGUGCCUUUUGUUUUCUUUUGUUUAUUAUUCUUCUCUUUUUCUGGGGUUGUAGAGGCAGAUGGGAAGAACAGUGAUAAGGCUAAAACUAUGCGAUCAAAACAUAGUCACCGAGCAGAGGAGUAAGAUAAAUGAGAGAGAAUCAGUCCUUGGCAUGUGAUUGAAUAGAGAAUCAGUCCUUGGCAUGUUCAGAGCUUUGCUGGUCAACCGCAAGCUAUUAAAAAUGAUUCUGGCCCGUUGUCAACGUUUCCCGGGUUUCCCGGGAAGAUAGAUGAGAAUAACAUCAAUAUCAGCCCUGACCACAAGUGCACUGAAUCCUGUGGAAGUUGAUCCUAUCAGAGAUGCAGAUGCGACAUCCAAAGCUAUGGAUCAGCAACCCAGUUGGCGAACAUGGGAAUGCUCUGUCAGUUUCGGGUGAUAAUGUGUUUGGUCAUCCACUUCAGAGACUAGUGUCCGAGGUUCAAUCAACUAACUGUCUUAUCCGCAAUGGUACGUCGAACCAACAGGAUGAUCUGACAAUCGAAGGAGGAACGAUUAGCAUCUCUAGCGUCUACUCUCAAGGGUUAUUGAACUCUCUCACACAAGCACUGCGGUUUGGAUCUGUCACAGGCGAACAUCUCAGUGCAGAUGGAUCUCGGAAAGCGUUCGAAUAGGGGGAUAACGCAUGCUAAGGUACAACAUGAUUAAAGAAAGAUCAUGGAUCUCGGAAAGUGUUCCAUGUUCUUUAUUAACAAGAUUAGGUCAUGUAACCCUGGAUCUUGCAGGAAGUUAAUGGAUGCAUUCAAGUUCUGUGCGAAGAACUAAAGCCAUGGCAGAAGUAUGAAGGA
Molecule: messenger RNA, 896 nt
Organism: Hibiscus syriacus
Lineage: Eukaryota; Viridiplantae; Streptophyta; Magnoliopsida; Malvales; Malvaceae
Product: transcription factor BIM2-like
Exons: 4
Coding region: 411-722 (103 amino acids)
Biological process (GO): DNA-templated transcription
Molecular function (GO): DNA-binding transcription factor activity; protein dimerization activity
Source: RefSeq, a predicted model, not a curated record